UGAGGGGAGCCCCAGGCAUUGGGGGUGUCCCGGGGAAGAGGGAACCCCUGAGGGGUGUCCCAGGAGCCCCUGGGGCUGCGCGGGAGAUUCCAGGGGGCCAGGCAGUGAGGACGGUCACAGGGUGCCCCGAGGGACUCUGCUGGGACAGCAGGGCCCUGAGGUGGUGCUUGGGGCCAGAUAAGGACCUUAAGCCCCCCUGGCAUGGGGGCAGCGGGGCCCAGAGGCAGGAGCAGGGGCCUGGCUACCCCUUCCCUGGGAGCUGGGAUCCACCGGGGCAGCCGUGGGGAGGAGGAGCCAGAGGCUGCACCCCAGCCCCCCUUAGCAGCCCCCCCUUGCUCCUGUCCUCGCCGUACCCACAGGGCAGACGGUCCGCCUGGGAGUGAUGGUCCAAAUGAGAUGCAGUCAGGGGCUUGGCCCCUCCCAGGGAUGGAGCUUGCCUUGGAGAUACUCCCCUCCACUGUGCCCCUCCCCCAGCCAGCCACUCCCCCCAUGCCCCAUUCCUCACCCCUCCGCCCCCAGCCACUCUGUGACCCAGGUGGAAGCGGCCACCCCCUAGAGGGGAAAGGCUCCCUGCCCCAUUCCCUUAGCCAGCUCUCCAUCCUAGCAAAGAGAGUUUCCAGCACCCAAAUCCCUUCCCUACCCUCCCCGUUCUGCUCUGAUCCUCUUCCGCCUCUUCCCAGGCAGACAACGUGGCCAUGGAGGAGGACUACGCGCUGACCCAGACCCAGACCACCAGCCAGGUGCAGCAGAACUUGGAGAGAUUCUCAGGGACUCAAGUGGAUCAGAAGGUGAGUGAAUUGGUGCAAUUCCUGCUGAUCAAGGAUCAGAAGAAAAUCCCCAUCAGACGGGCAGAUAUUCUGAAGAACGUCAUCAAAGACUACAAAGAGGUCUACUGUGAGAUCAUUAACCGAGCCAGCAGGACCCUCCAGCAGGUGUUUGGGCUGCAACUGGUGGAGAUAGACACUAAGCAUCACAUCUACAUCCUGGUCAGCAACCUGCCAUGCCUGGAUGGGGAGAACCUGAAACAGGACGAUCGCACGGCCAAGCUGGGCCUCCUCACCGUCAUCCUCAGCUUCAUCUAUAUGAAGGGCAAUGCUGCUAAGGAGUCUGAUGUGUGGGAGAUGUUGAAGAAACUGCAAGUUGAACCCGGAAAGAGACACGAGGUCUUUGGGAAUGUCAGGGAGUUGGUGACUGUGGAAUUUGUCCAGCAAAAGUACCUGGAGUACAGCCGCAUGCCCAACACGGACCUGGCAGAGUUUCAGUUCCAGUGGGGGCUGCGGGCCACCAAGGAGACCUCCAAGAUGCAGAUCCUGCACUUUGUCGCCAAGGUCCAGAGCAAGGACCCCACAGCCUGGACCAGCCAGUACAAUGAGGCGGCAGCUGCAGAGGCCCUGUCCCACCACACUAGUGCCCCUGGAGAUGCUGGUGGGGCCAGCCGGGGGGCACGCAGGAGGAAGCAGUCAGCCUGGUCCACUUCACCCACAGGUGCUCCACCCCACGGCGCCUUGUGAACCAGCAGCCCUUGGGAGCGGGGGCCUCUGCCCAUGCUGAGCCCAGCGUCCAAGGAUCGAGUGGGGCACUGCCUUUGCCCUCCUGAUCCCAGUGCCCCCCAGCACAGCAGCUGCAGAGAUCCCGCCUCACCUUUCUGGGGUGGGGCCCAGGCAUCUUGUGCAAACUCCUCCUGCCCAAGUCGUCCCGCAGUGGGUUUCCUCUGCACAGAGGGACCCAGCGGUGACCUCUCACCCUUGUAAUUCACCCAACAUUACUUUCAAAUAAAGCUCCCGACCCCCGUUAGUGGUGGGGGUCAAUUGUGUUACUCACGGGGUCUUUGCAACAGGCAGCUGGGGAGCCCCAGUUCUUAGCAUUGCGUAGCUGAGUGGGUCCAUUACCUGACAGCUGGGGCUGUGUCUGCUGCUGCUGCGUUCCUCCCUGCCUGCAGUGCCUCCCAGUGGUAUUAAUGCCCCAUGGCGAUCACAGAGCCUUGCUGCAUGGUUACGCUCAGGGCAGCUCCCCUCUUGCCAAGCAGUUGGCUCAGGCUCUCUGCAGACUCGGGCAGCGUUGCCCCAGGGAAGCUCCCCUCCCUUGCCGAGUGACUGGCUCAGGCUUGCUUUGGGCUAGAAACUAAUUGAAAGCUGAGCUCGUGUGGCUAUCUGAGACUUCAGGAGCCGGGGCCCAAGGCCUCGAUCUAGGCCCAUCACCGUCCUGGGGACAACAGCACUGACUACGCAGCCGUGGCAAAGGAGAGAGCCAGGUUUAAUGGGCGCGAGCAGUUAAUAGUGGGGGGGCACCGUCCCCAGUGCUUCCUCGGGCUCCCGCGUCACGUCGACAUUCUGCAACAAGAUCCGGGAG
Molecule: messenger RNA, 2349 nt
Organism: Chelonia mydas (Green sea turtle)
Lineage: Eukaryota; Metazoa; Chordata; Testudines; Cheloniidae
Product: non-structural maintenance of chromosomes element 3 homolog
Exons: 9
Coding region: 696-1511 (271 amino acids)
Cellular component (GO): nucleus
Source: RefSeq, a predicted model, not a curated record